Messenger RNA from Arvicola amphibius (Eurasian water vole), 2965 nucleotides. RefSeq names its product solute carrier family 12 member 8 (gene Slc12a8). The transcript has 13 exons. Gene Ontology annotation, cellular component: membrane. Gene Ontology annotation, molecular function: potassium:chloride symporter activity. Lineage: Eukaryota; Metazoa; Chordata; Mammalia; Rodentia; Cricetidae. Bases 81 to 2159 code for a protein of 692 amino acids. Gene Ontology annotation, biological process: potassium ion import across plasma membrane; potassium ion homeostasis; cell volume homeostasis. The record is from RefSeq and is a predicted model, not a curated record.
CUGGGUAAGCCAGAGAAAACAAGCCAGGGAGCAGCCUUCCUCCAUGACCUUUGCUUCAGUUCCUGUCUCACUGUUCCUCGAUGAUGGAUUGUAACGGCAUCCUAGCCCAGCCCCAGCCCUGGUGGAAGAUCCAGCUGUUCAUGUGGGAGCCGGUGCUGUUUGGGACCUGGGAUGGUGUGUUCACAUCCUGCAUGAUCAACAUUUUUGGGGUUGUACUUUUCUUGAGGACCGGCUGGCUGGUGGGAAACACAGGUGUGCUCCUGGGCUUGCUCCUGGUGUCCUUCGUCAUCCUUGUGGCCCUCAUCACUGUGCUGUCUGGCAUUGGCGUCGCAGAGCGUGGCGGGAUAGGCAGUGGUGGCGUCUACUCCAUGAUCUCCUCAGUCCUUGGCGGGCAGAUGGGAGGCACUGUUGGGCUGCUGUAUGUGUUUGGACAGUGUGUUGCAGGUGCCAUGUACAUCACUGGCUUUGCCGAGUCCAUCUCAGAUCUGCUGGGUUUGGGAAACAUCUGGGCUGUGCGAGGAAUUUCAGUUGCUGUACUUCUGGCUCUGCUGGGCAUCAACCUAGCCGGUGUCAAGUGGAUAAUCCGCCUCCAGCUGCUGCUGCUGUUCCUGCUGGCUGUCUCAACCCUCGACUUUGUAGUGGGUUCUUUCACCCACCUGGACCCAGAACACGGCUUUAUUGGGUAUUCCCCAGAACUGCUGAAGAACAACACUCUGCCAGAGUACAGCCCUGGGGAGUCUUUCUUCACUGUGUUUGGGGUGUUCUUCCCAGCAGCUACAGGAGUCAUGGCUGGCUUCAACAUGGGAGGAGACCUGAGGGAACCCGCUGCCAGCGUACCUCUAGGCUCCCUGGCAGCUGUUGGCAUCUCGUGGUUUCUGUACAUCGUCUUCGCCUUCCUGCUUGGUGCUAUCUGCACCCGAGAGGCCCUCCGUUCUGACUUUCUGAUAGCUGAGAAGGUGUCCCUGGUUGGCUUCCUCUUCCUGUUGGGCUUGUACAUCUCAUCCCUGGCUUCCUGUAUGGGGGGACUCUAUGGAGCCCCCCGGAUCCUGCAGUGCAUCGCCCAGGAGAAAGUGAUUCCCAUACUGGCCUCUCUGGGGCAAGGGAAAGGGCCAAAUAAAACACCUGUUGCGGCCAUCUUCCUGACCAGCGUGGUGACCAUGGCCUUUGUCCUAGUGGGCCAGGUGAAUGUUCUGGCGCCCGUUGUGACCAUCAACUUCAUGCUGACCUACAUCGCCGUGGACUACUCUUACUUCGCCCUCUCCAUGGCUCCCUGCAGCCUCCCCGAGUCUCCGGAGCCGGCGCCCAGAGAAGGUUCAGAGGCUCCGCGCUGCUCUGAGCACCUGCUUCGGGACAAGGCUCCCAGCUACGGCUCUGAUACCCCUGCUGGAAGCCUCUCUGAGGGCACUCUGCUGGAGUUCAGCAGGGACAUGGACCAGCUCCUCCAGCCCAGAGGGAGACUCGAGACGAGUCAGCUUGGGUCAAGACAGGGGAACCAGAUCCCAAAGAGGAAGUACAAGAAGGGCGCCAAGCGAACCCUACAAGAUAGCUUCCUCUUGGACCCUGGGUCACCUCCGUCUUUUCCUACAGAAGACUCUGAGGGGUUGUCCGCUGCCUCCUGGGAGGCGCCAGAGUCCUGUCUGAACCAGCGGACAUCUAGGAGUGUAUCACAUGACCAACUUGUCCCAGAUCUGUGCGCCCAGCCUAGAGUGAAUGGAGACGAUUUCUUUCUGAAAUGCAGACUUCAGGAACAAGAGGUCCAGAGGAGACCAAGUGCUUUCUACACUUGGAUGUGUAACCCCUGGGUCUCCCUGUUAGGGGCUGUUGCGUCCCUGCUCAUCAUGCUUGUGAUCCAGUGGGUCUACACCCUGGUUAGCAUGGGUGUUGCUGUCAUUGUGUAUUUCUACAUUGGCCAGGCCAGCCCAGGUCUUUACCUCGGCUCAGCUUCGAACUUCAGCUUUUUCCGAUGGAUGAAGUCCCUCCUGAUGCCCUCCUGCAGGAGCCUGAGGUCCACCCGGGAGCAGAUCAUCUUGGCACCAUCCCUGACCAAGGUUGACAUGGAAAUGACUCAGCUUACCCAGGAGAACACAGACUUUGCCACCCGAGAUCGAUACCACCACUCCUCCCUCGUGAGCCGGGAACAGCUGAUGCCGCCCUAUUAGAACCUUGUUGGACUCCUCCUUUCUAGAAGCUACCCUGGAGAUAGGGGACCAAAAUCUCAGAGCCUUUGGAAACUGCUUCUACCAAUGAGAAACCCCAAGACUGGUCUCACCACAGCUUUGGAUACCAGAAAUCACAUUCUGAUCUAAAGUCUAAACAGAUACUAGGUGUGGCUAUGGAUUCUACUUGUACCCAAACUGAGCAGCCCACAGACCACCAGGAUGAUCAGGUGACCUUAAGACAACCAGAUGUGGAGAACCAAAACCAGAUUUCUUACUGUAAGGACCACAAUAAACACUUUAUUUCUUUUAAAGUAUAUACUAUACUCACAUGGUUCCAAGUCACAAAAUAUAUGCAGGGUAAAAGUCUCCUCUUUCUUGGUCCUCAUCUGCUUGGUUCCCAUCCCCACCACAGAGGUAACCAUUUCUCAUUCAUAUGGCAGCCACCUCUUUACAGAUAGGAAAGGAGGUUCUUAUACCUUCUCAUCCACCAAUGCAGCUCUCUCUACACAGUGUCUGCAGCAUCUUGCCUUCUCCCUUAAGAUGCCGUGGAAGCAUUUCCACGAUGGUGCUCACACAGUUUCCUCAUUAUGCCUUCAGUGCCUGAGGCUGCCAUAAUUGAUUUAAUCAGUCUCAUGAUCAUUUUGAUUCAUGCUGAUUUUUGUGCUAUUGCAGACACUUCUGCAGUGAGUUGUUCUGUUUGUAAGCACAGUCGUGACGCAUACCAGCAGAUAAGUUCUCAGAAGGGGGACGCAGGAUCAGUGGGAAUAUGUAUUUGUAAGCUGUUACCGUUCGGAGAAGCGCUUUUU